AUGGAUAAGAAAAGAGUUCCUUCUCUUUCGAUCAGUAGUGUUUUGGAAUAUAGUGAUGAUGGGUAUUUAAUGAAUUCGAAUAAUUUUCUAAACGUUCAUUCGAAUAAUGAUUGUGGGAAAGGAGAUGAAGAAGAUGCUUCUUCCUAUUCAUCAGCAACAAGUCAAGCAUCUUCUCUAGAUGCCGAUAAUACACCACCACUACUCCGUGUUGAAAUCAACAACAAGGAAACUAACCUAAACCAAACUCUAAAUCAAAGUUUCGAAUCGUCUAAUAGUGAAGCUGCAAAUCAAACAUGUUAUGAAGAUUCGUCAAGAGGAAAAUUUGACGGACUCCUGUUGUGUGGCUCAAUUUACAACACAUCUCGAGAACAGCAAAAGAGAUUGGAAUUUAUUCAACAACAGCAAAAAUCAAAACAACAUUCGGAUAAUUAUAUGGGAAAGUCAGCAACGUUAUUGCCGACAAUUUCAUUAAGGGAUCGAUUGAAUUAUUAUAAAACAAUUCCAUUUGGAGAGAAAAUUAAGAAAAUUUCAUGUGGAUCCAAACAUUACAUGAUUUUAACACAUGGUGGAAGAUUAUUCUGUUCUGGAUGGAAUGAUUUCGGUCAAUUGGGAAUUCCUAAAACAAUAACUCAUAGAAGGGGUCAAAAUUCCGAUUUAAAUUCGAGUAAUGAUUCGAUUGGAAGUGACUCUGAUGUUCCAGACAUUACACCUAUUCACUCACCAAGAGUUUCGUCUUCUCCUUCCACACUUUCUCAUAUACAAUCCGAAUUGGAACCACACGAAGAUUUGGAAUUGAAUUUCCUGAGAGAGGUCCAUCUCACUAACCUCUUACCACUCGUUGAGAGUAUUGGAAAACCCAUGUUACCAAUGAGGAGACCUUCGAGGACAAUUUCUAGAAAUUUGAAUUUGAAAAAUUUGUACAAUGUCAAGUUGGUUUCAUGUGGAGAUAAGCACACAAUGAUUGUGACUCAGAAUGGGGAUGUUUAUUCAACGGGAAGGAAUAAUGAUGGUCAAUUGGGAUUGGGUGAUUUUAGUGAUCGAUUUGUCUUUUCAAAAGUCAAUUUUUACCUGAAUAAGGAUCAACAUAUUGAUGAUAUUCAUUGUCAGUUCAAUAAUUCUGCAAUAAUCACUUCAAAAAGAGAAGUUUUCGUAUGUGGAUCGAAUGCAAAUGCUCAAUUGGGACUUUUUCUUCACAAGACUAAAAUUUCAGUCUUUACACAAAUUCCACUCUUCAACAUUCCAAUCAAAUCAAUUUCUUUUAAUAUAGACACAGCUGCAAUUUUAUCAAUGGAUGGUGAAAUUUUCAGUUGUGGAAUUGGUGGUGAUAUGAAUGAUGCUGCAUCAGUUGUGGAUGUAUCAACAAUGCCUGAAGAAAAGAGGUCAACCAUGUAUAGAAAGAAUUCAAUCAUUCCAUUCUUUAAGAAAGUUCCUCUUAAUGAGAAAGUGGACCAAUUGAGUAGUGGAAUUUAUUUUACAUUGGCUAUUUCAAACUCUUCCAAGAAAAUUUACAUUUUUCAUUCGAAUCCAAAUUAUUCUCCUUCAAAUUUAUUUCAGGAUUUGUGUUCUCCUCGACCAUUCUCUGCAGAUUCACAUAAUGACAGUCCUAGAUCUAGGACUGAUAUUUACUCUGUUGGUUCCUUAUCCUCAUUCAAGACUCAUGUGACAAAUCCAACUUUCAAGUUUAUUACUUUUGGAGAUGGCGAAAGUUCAAAGAAUAGUUUUAAAAACCUGACUUGUGGUUAUCACCACUCAGUGUUUGUAAAUUAUCUGGAUCAAUUCUUUGCAUGUGGAAAGAAUGAAGAUGGAAGAUUGGGAUUCAUUAAUGGAAUACAAGAUAACGAGUAUCAGAAUUAUCUGAAAAGAGUUAAAUUUCCAAAGGAGAAAGUUGGAGAGUUGGAUUUUAACUCGGUUGCAUGUGGAGAGAGUUUUACAAUUUUCUAUAAUAAUUCAAAUGUGAACAAGGUUGAUAAUCAGUCAAUGCUUUCAAAAUCGAAUGUAUUGAUAGAACCAAGAUCUACACGAAUUCAAACUAAAUCAGGAGAUUUAUACAUAUUCAAGCCAUUACUGAAUAGAUUCUGUCCAAUGACGAUUCACUUCUUGAAUUUACUCGAUAAGAUGACAGUUCAUUUCGACAUUUCACACGUUCAAUUUAUAAUUAAUGCAACCAUUAAUAAUGAUCGAUUUGAUUCUCGAUUUUUUAAUGAGUUAUCGGCAAAGGAUAUUGUCAAGAUGCUUUUUACAGUGUCAAUUUGUGUUCCUUUUGGAUAUUUAAUUAAUUUAAAAACAACCUUGCUGGAAAAUUUGUUUGAAAAGGUCAACUCGAGUAAUAGAUUUUGCAACUUUUACAAAAAGACCAUAAAGGAAUUACACAGCGAUGAAAAACCAGAAACUAAAAGCAAACUUCCAAAUCUUUUCAAAGGAACUUGUAGAGUGUAUGAAUUGACCAUGAUGAAUGAAAUUUCACACAAUGAACAAAUUUCUGACCCAGUAGAAAUUAACAAACUAUUUAACAUUGAGGAAUCGAGUGAUUUAAAGAUUCAGAUAGGAAAGACCAACUUGGUCCUCCAUAAGGAUGUGUUAUCGAGUUAUUCUGAAACUAUUAGAAAGCAACUUUCCAAUAGUGCCCACGACGAUACAAAACCAUUGGAUAUUGUAAAAUUAUGCUUCAAGAAUGAAAUGAGUCAAGGUGAAAAGACUUUAAAUUGUCAAGCAUUGGAAACAACUCUCAAACUAAUGUACGACAUUUGGACUUGUGACUUGUCAUCAGUUAUUGAAGGAACCAAUUAUUUGGAAUUUAUCUUCAAAUUAUUGGACUUGUCAAGAAUUUUACAAUAUCCAAAAUUAUUCUCAAAAUCUAUUGAACUCAUCGAAGCAAGACGAAACCACUUCAAUGAUGACGAUAUUAUUGAGCUAGUGGAACGAAGUGAAGAUUUUUUAGAAAUGUGGUGUCCAGAUAAUCACGAUGAAGAAUCCACUCAACCAUUAACUGUUUGCAUUGUAAAGAUUUUGAGUGAUAAAUUCUCUGCACUCAAGAGAAGAUUGAAACUCAAAUCAAAGUGGAAAGGAUUGGAAUCUUUGAUUUAUGAGUUUAUUGAGGAUGAAAUUUAUUAUUGUUAA
Naegleria gruberi is the source of this 3117-nucleotide messenger RNA. RefSeq lists its product as uncharacterized. The transcript is spliced from 2 exons. Gene Ontology annotation, molecular function: protein binding. The record is from RefSeq and is a predicted model, not a curated record. The coding region runs from base 1 to 3117 and encodes 1038 amino acids. NCBI's taxonomy places the organism in Eukaryota, Heterolobosea, Eutetramitea, Acrasida, Naegleriidae.